CCAAGACAAAACUUUACUAUUGGUAGUACGAUACUUGUUCAAUAAAAGAUCGCAACCCAAGAACUCAAUCUUUGUCAAUGACUGCAUGCCAUGCAUUUCGAAAAAAAUGAUAUCACCUAAGCUGUACCGUAUUUGUAAAACAUCGGAACACAACGCAAGCCAGAUCCGACGCUCGACAACCGAGACAAAACUUUACUAUUGGUAGUACGAUACUUGUUCAAUAAAAGAUCGCAACCCAAGAACUCAAUGACUGCAUGCCAUGCAUUUCGAAAAAAUGAUAUCACCUGAGCUGUAUGUGUCAAAGAUCGGAACAUCGAAAAAUGAUAUCACGUGAGCUGUAUGCGUCAAAGAUCAGAACACAACGCGAGGCAGAUCCGACGCUCGACAACCUAGUUCUCGGAUCGCUUGCUCUGUCUUCCCAUUUGACUUCUCACAAAUACAAAUGGUACUCGAUACUCGAAGCACCCUAGAAUUUGGAUACAGAUUAAGUUCGGCGUUUACGGUAGGUUUGUUUUCUUUCCGUAUUGUUUGAGUCUAGAGCAACGCCGUUAGAACAGGAGCUGCGUACGGGAUUGCGAGCCAGCAACCAGCAGUUGCACACAGCGAAAUCAUUUGUAUCGAACUGUUUGUUGUUGCAGCUCUCCACCUCCCCCCAUCAAAGAACAACCCAUCCAUUGAUAACUGUUUGUCUUCGGGUGAUCACAACCCACAUGCUUCUCCUCCCAAAUCUAAUUCAUCUCGUUGCUUGUUGCUCUAUCCUGUUUCGAUCAUCGGUCGGAAAUGCAAUCUUCGAUCCUUCAUGGCCAACCACCGCCACCAAUAUCCACCACCACCGCCACCGCGACAAAAAUCGAACACCUGCAAACGCGCACACAAAACAAUACCAACACCAGCAUUGACACCAGGAUGAAGAACAGCUCCCGCACCAUCGAAAACAAUCCCGAGGCAAAGUACGUCGAGUAUUAUUUGUCGUUGGAAGAACCAGACGUGGAUCCCGAGCAGCCGAUGACGGGCGAUGCCUUUUCGGAUCCCGAACAGCCGAUGACGGGCGAUACCUUUUCGUUGCAAGAAGCGGAUGACAAUCCGAAGGGCAACGAGGAAACCGAAUCCAAAAGCGUGGGCAGCAAUGGAGCAGUGUCCCUGGCCCGCCACGGGGGUGGGGACGAAGAACAAGACAUUCCCACGGAUAUCAUCGUCGAUGAUCCUUUGUCACAGAAAGGCGAGGAAGAAACCCAUCCCAAGGAUACCAACGAAACCAAGGAGAGCGAGGCAAACGAUGUGGAAACCGACGACGAAUACAAAACUCACGAAGAGACGAAGUCAGAAAGUGCGUUUUCUGGAAACGACUUGACCGAGUGCAACGAUACCUAUCCAAAAGACUGUUACUCUUUCAUGUCACUUCAUGGUCCUGAUCGCAAUCCCAUCUUCUUUAGCUAUGGGAUGGUGGUCUUCGCGUUCCAGAUGUCAUUGCUAGUGCUCAUGGUGAUCAGUGCCCUCGAUACCAAAUGGAGCAACAAGUUGGAUUCAGAUAAUCCACACAAUAGCGCCAUUGGAAUGAUCAUUCCUGCAAAUGCGAGUCCUUAUGUCAAGGCAACACAAAUUAUUUCAAUUUUGUGCUACGUAUCAUUUGCAAAGUUCAGUGUGAUGGAUGUCGUUAAUGCAGUUCAGACUUUUCCGGUGGGAAAAGGCGCAACUAAAUUUAUGGUGUUCUCUUGUAUUGCUCGUGGGUUGCAAGGCUUCAUUGCAAUGCUAGCAACACUCCUACUUAUUCUAAUCUCAGACAGCGUGAUUGACAUUGUCCUAAAUUUUACAGCAGUUGUGAGUGCACUGAAAACAUGUUGAAAGCUUGAGACAAUAAUUCUCUGUCACUUUUGUCCUUACCGCUUUGAUUCCAUUCUUUCCGUCCUCUUCACAGAACUUCAUUAGUGAAUUGGACAAUGUUGCAUUUGACUUGGCCCGAAAGGGGAAAUAUGGACGAACACUUGAAGAUGAAGCAAAACGCAUUGAAACACUGGUUCUUCCGCCUUGUAUGUCUCGAUGCGACAAGAUGAAAAGAUUCCUCUUUGCAGUAGGAGUAUCCGGUGUUAUCCUUCUUUCAAUGGCAGGUGCCGUUAUACAUGCUCAAGACAGUAAGAAAACAUGGAUGACGCAAAUAUUUCGAGUCGAGUUCGGAGAUGAAAAGCUACAAGAUUACAGUGGAUGCUAUGAAUUGGAUGAAAAAGCGACCAUAUCAAACAAUGGAUACAACAGAAAUAUCUACCAGAAGGUGCAGAAGGAUAGUUUGGACAUUUUUCAUCAGUUUGGAUACUGCAUAGAGGAACGUCGUUGGAUCCUAUUCAUUGUCGAGAAAGACGUAGCGGGUGAUGUAACAUAUGAUCCUUGUGCUUUCGAAAGGAUUGCGUAUUCGACGAGGAUGCAAGCUUUUGACAUAUCCACCACUUUUUCGGAAGGAUGGUUUUCUGCAGUAGGCACUCCUCUUGAUCUAUAUUUUCUCCAAGAUGAAGACCAUAUGAAGGGCAUGCUGUGCGAGGCGUGGAACAACGGUAUUUGUAAUGACGAGUUGAAUCAUGAAAAAAAUGGAUAUCGGUUUGACGGUGGCGACUGUUGCUCUGCUACGUGUUCAAAUUCCAAUUGUGGAAUUGGUGCAGUCACACAACCAUUUGGUUUAUUGGGAAAUACUCCUGGACAUGGAUUUCCAAAUUGUCAGGACCCAGAUAUGGUUCCAAUCACCAUUCGCCUCAAUAACUUCACUCUUAGCAGGUGGGCAGGAAAAGAUGCAGAUCCUGUUGCUCCUACCUUGAAGUUUCAGUGUGAGAACAAAAGUGUUUUAAUUGUUGAUUUGAGUCCAGAGAUGAUCAAUAAGAAUGAAAUUGUUCACGUCAGUGAUGGAGCAACGUGUAACAUUGAACUUGAAGACAUUUUUUAUGUAAAUGUUAAUUUGACAAUUUUUCAAGGGCACGGUAACAAUAUGGAUACAAAAAUUGCUCGAAUGACCGGUUAUGACAAGAGCUCAUUCACUUUCUUUACAAUUCCAAACUGCACAGUUCAGAAGCUUUCUGAUUAUUACACAAUAUCCGACAUACACAAUAAUAAAGAUCAUUCGUUGGACACAGCCAAAUGGAUGAAUGACGACAAAUCUGGAAAUUCAUUCUGCCACGAUGAAUUUUUCGCUGAAAGAUUUGCAUUAAAAAUGCUCAAGCUUUUCGAAAAGAAUUCGACACAAUCACUGCAACAUUGUCUCUGGAAUGGAAUUGAGUGCUCAAAAGAAGGGGCCCUGGAAGUGAUGGAUUUAAGUGAGUUAACUGAGUGGGCAAUGUUUCAACAGCAUGCUGUCACUUCACUGAUGCAUUUUCAUUUUUAUUUCAAUGUCGCUCACCUGCAUUUGCGUCCAUUAUGCACCUAGGUAAAAUAAAAGGAAUUCGAAGGCUACCCGAUCAAAUAGGUUCUCUGAAGAACUUGAAAAUUUUGAUUAUACGUGAGUUAUUGGUGGGCGCGGUAUUUUUGGCAUGACGAUUGCCCAUUAAUAGUAGCCACUCAACUGCCUUUGCCUCCAUUUUGCAACUUAAGCUAACUCAGAUAUUACAAAGCUUCCCAGUCAGAUAGGUGAUCUUACCUCCCUCGAAUCUCUUGAUUUAUGUGAGUUAUUGGAGUGUUCCUUGUUUAUCUGCAUUGAGAAUUGUCAAUCAAUAGUCACAUAAUAUCUGCUGUUUUCUUCGCACUCAACUGCCUUUGUCUCCAUUUUGCAACUGUAGCUGGCACAACUAUUACAGAGCUUCCCACUGAGAUAGGUUAUCUUACCUCCCUCGAAUCUCUUGAUUUAUGUGAGUUAUUGUAGUGUUCCUUGUUUGAUCUGCAUUGAGAAUUUUCAAUCAAUAGUCUCAUAUUAUCUGCUGUUUUCUUCGCACUCAACUGCCUUUGUCUCCAUGUUGCAACUGUAGCUUACUCAGAUAUUACAAAGCUUCCCAGUCAGAUAGGUGAUCUUACCUCCCUUGAGUCUCUUGAUUUAUGUGAGUUAUUGUAGUGUUCCUUGUUUUAUCUGCAUUGAGAAUUGGCAAUCCAUAGUCUCAUAUUAUCUGCUGUUUUCCUCACACUCAACUACCUUUGCCUCAAUUUU
Molecule: messenger RNA, 4114 nt
Organism: Pseudo-nitzschia multistriata
Lineage: Eukaryota; Bacillariophyta; Bacillariophyceae; Bacillariales; Bacillariaceae
Source: the annotation of a GenBank genome assembly